GAGUGACCCGGCGUGGCUACUAGGAGAAGGACGUACGGUCCUGCUAGUAGAGGAAUAUGUCGAGUUUCUCUAGGGCGCCCCAGCAAUGGGCCACUUUUGCUAGAAUAUGGUAUCUCUUAGAUGGGAAAAUGCAGCCACCUGGCAAACUUGCUGCUAUGGCAUCUAUAAGACUUCAGGGAUUACAUAAACCUGUGUACCAUGCACUGAGUGACUGUGGGGAUCAUGUUGUUAUAAUGAACACAAGACACAUUGCAUUUUCUGGAAACAAAUGGGAACAAAAAGUAUACUCUUCGCAUACUGGCUACCCAGGUGGAUUUAGACAAGUAACAGCUGCUCAGCUUCACCUGAGGGAUCCAGUGGCAAUUGUAAAACUAGCUAUUUAUGGCAUGCUGCCAAAAAACCUUCACAGAAGAACAAUGAUGGAAAGGUUGCAUCUUUUUCCAGAUGAGUAUAUUCCAGAAGAUAUUCUUAAGAAUUUAGUAGAGGAGCUUCCUCAACCACGAAAAAUACCUAAACGUCUAGAUGAGUACACACAAGAAGAAAUAGACGCCUUCCCAAGAUUGUGGACUCCACCUGAAGAUUAUCGGCUAUAAGAGAAUAAGAAUUGCAGAAAAUAACAGUGAAGUGAUUGAAACUUUCUUCUGAUGAGUUUCUCUAACCUACAGGAUGGAGUAAAACAACUGCUACAGUUCAGCACCUGUUUUAUGUGCCGAAUCACUGUGGGGAAAGGUCAGGAAGGUAUAGUCCUUCAAUAGGAAAUUGUAAUUAAAAUAUAAUUUUAUAGAACCAUUUUUAUGUAAUCUGAUUUGAAUGUUAUAGUUGAUAAUAAUAAAAUCACUUACUUGGUUGACUAUUUAGUGUUGCAUUUAAUGAUAAAAAACAGACCCUGUGUAUAGAAUUGCAGUUACACAUUCCAAAAAUGCCUCUCCAUGCAGAUUUUCUCAAGUUUGCAGGUCACUAUUCUUGUCCCUUGUGAACAAGCUCUACCUUCACUUUUCAUUUCAGUGGCUUUUUUUAUCUAACUUGUCAUCCAUCUAAAUUCAUAUUUGCAGCUUAGUAGGGUAAAGUUUGCCCUGAAAUAUUUAUAAACUGCUAUCUUUUUCUGUGUCCCAUAUAGCCUCUUGGCCCCACAAUGACACCAGAAUACAUAAUGCCUGUCUGCUCGUUAGAAAUCCCUCUUCCCUGCCAGUGAUUCUGUUUGUAGACUCUCCACACUGUUUUCCCAUAUCUGUCCUGUUGGCUUCCAUUCAUCUCUGUACU
Molecule: messenger RNA, 1260 nt
Organism: Homo sapiens (human)
Lineage: Eukaryota; Metazoa; Chordata; Mammalia; Primates; Hominidae
Gene: MRPL13
Product: mitochondrial ribosomal protein L13
Exons: 7
Coding region: 57-593 (178 amino acids)
Biological process (GO): translation
Cellular component (GO): ribosome; mitochondrial ribosome; mitochondrion
Molecular function (GO): structural constituent of ribosome
Source: RefSeq, marked reviewed